CGAUCGCCUCCUCCCUGCGCUGAGGUCUGGUGUCUUUGCAUUAAUUUAUACUCUUUAUCCUUCCACCUGCGCUCUGUGUUUGAUAGUUCGUGCUCCCGUACUCUCACGCAACAAGCAUGUCCUCGUUAGACAAGUAUCAAAACGACCUCAUCGAACAUUCGAUGGCGGUCGGAGCCCUCAAAUUCGGAUCCUUCACCCUCAAGUCUGGACGCCUAUCACCGUACUUCUUCAACGCAGGACUCCUCGCAGACGGACCCGUACUCGACACGCUCUGCACGGCCUACGCUAAGACGAUCGCCGACUCUCUCAAAGCCGGCCUACCGCAAUUCGACAUCCUCUUCGGACCAGCCUACAAGGGCAUCCCCUUCGCCGCGUGCACUGCGCUUCUCCUCCACCGCGAUCAUGGGAUCGAUGUCGGAUACGCGUACGAUCGCAAGGAGGCGAAGGAUCACGGCGAGGGCGGGGUCAUGGUUGGCGCUCCGGUGAAAGGCAAGCGAGUGCUCGUCCUGGACGACGUCGCCACCGCCGGAACCGCGAUACGCGGUGCAAUAGACGUCGUGAAGCGCGAGGGUGGGAACGUCGUAGGUGCGGUGUUACUCCUGGAUAGGGAGGAGGUUGGCAGGGAGGGCAAGAGCAUGAUCGAGGAGGUUGAGGGCAUCUUGAGCGGCAAGGGCAGCGUACCGACGAUCCUGAAGAUGCGGCACCUCAUGACCUGGCUAGAACAGCAUGGGCGCACUGAGGAGCUCAAGAGUAUGCAAGAGUACUGGGAGCAGUAUGGCGUCAAGGACUCAAGCUAGAAUCGGAGUCGAGGCUUAGUAAAUAGAACACCGUGGAGAAAUAGCAAGUGGUUUGUACGGGUUGAAUUUACGGGAAAGAAAAAAGGGUUCGUUGUUCCGCACUUCUCACCUGCCACAUCAACCUAACUGCUCUCAGUUUCAUAUAGCGAUAGAGAUGU
Molecule: messenger RNA, 955 nt
Organism: Rhodofomes roseus
Lineage: Eukaryota; Fungi; Basidiomycota; Agaricomycetes; Polyporales; Fomitopsidaceae
Product: orotate phosphoribosyltransferase
Exons: 2
Coding region: 117-797 (226 amino acids)
Biological process (GO): 'de novo' pyrimidine nucleobase biosynthetic process; pyrimidine nucleotide biosynthetic process; pyrimidine ribonucleoside biosynthetic process
Cellular component (GO): cytoplasm
Molecular function (GO): orotate phosphoribosyltransferase activity
Source: RefSeq, a predicted model, not a curated record